Molecule: messenger RNA, 833 nt
Organism: Dermatophagoides pteronyssinus (European house dust mite)
Lineage: Eukaryota; Metazoa; Arthropoda; Arachnida; Sarcoptiformes; Pyroglyphidae
Source: RefSeq, a predicted model, not a curated record
AUAAUCACGCGCGGUGUUUUCUUUCAAAAUAAAAAUAAAUUUCUUAUUUAGUGUCGCCACCUUGUGUUUUCGAUUUUAUUUAUUAUUGGCUUGAGUUAUCGAGAGUUUGAUCAACAUGGAUGAAUUAAAUAUCAGCGAUAAAAUUGAAUUAUAUAAAUUCCUGAUAGCUAACGGGUUCGAAUCGAUUGAUGAGGAUCUUCUAAAUCAAUCCGCAUUAGCGAAUCAUGGCAAGGAAAAAAUCGAAAGAAUAUUGAACAACUAUCGAAAGUCGACUGAUACGGCUGGUUGUUUAGGUGAUUUGAUUUCUAACCUGUUAAAUAUGAAACAGCAUUAUAAAUGUGAAUUCUUCAAUACAGCAUUCGCCGACAUCAUGAUGAUAAAAGCCGAAUCAUUUCAUAAUUCUGAUAAUGAAUAUUGCCAGGUUUAUAAAUUCAUCGCGCAAUUACUUCAAGGUCAGCUUUCGGACCUGUCUGGAUUAAAUGAAAAGUCCAUGAAUAUAAUGUUGACUUUGAUCAGUGAUAUGCAUUCAUUAAUCAAUUCAAUAAAAAGCGAAGAAUUACUUGAAUCUGGAUCUGAAUCGGAGGAGAAACAUGAAAACGAAAAACAAACGCUUGAAACAUUACGAUCGAUGUUUAAAUUUCAGCGUAUUUCAGAAUUCAUGAAUCCAUUGAAUAUUUCGACCGAAAUGAAUGAUCAAUUAUUACGAUUGUUAUUAGAUGUAGAGACCAAACGAAUAGAAAAACCAUCAUAAUAUCUUACAUGAAUUAAAUGAAUUUUGAACUGUAAAUCAAUUAAAGAAAAUAAUUGAAUAAAUAAAAAUUUUGUAUAUUAAU